This is a messenger RNA of Oncorhynchus masou masou (cherry salmon), 4992 nucleotides long. Its product is annotated as trafficking protein particle complex subunit 9-like. NCBI's taxonomy places the organism in Eukaryota, Metazoa, Chordata, Actinopteri, Salmoniformes, Salmonidae. Bases 75 to 3539 code for a protein of 1154 amino acids. The record is from RefSeq and is a predicted model, not a curated record. The transcript is spliced from 25 exons. Gene Ontology annotation, cellular component: trans-Golgi network.
GAGAAGAAGAGUUCAUUCAGGAAGCUCUGUUAAAAAAAUUCCAGUUCAAUAUAUAUCAAGCCCAUGAGAAGGAGAUGAGUAUCCCAGAUUACAUGCAGUGUGCUGAGGACCAUCAGACGGUCUUGGUGGUGGUUCAACCAGUGGGCAUCGUCCCUGAGGACCAGUUCUUCAGGAUCUACAAACGCAUUGCCUCUGUGGCACAGGUGUCCAUCCGGGAUUCCCAGAGGAACCUCUAUAUCCGUUACCGUCACCACUACCUCCCUGAGAACAACGAGUGGGGAGACUUCCAGACACACCGCAAGGUGGUGGGCCUCAUCUCCGUGACGACCUGUGGUUCGGCUAAAGAGUGGCCCCAAACGUCGGACCGUUUCCAUUGCCAGAAGGAUGUGUUCGGAACCACGCUGUACGACUCACGGCUCCUGGUGUUCGGGUUGCAGGGGGAGAUAGCAGAGCAGCAGAGGACGGAUGUGGCUUUCUACCCUAGCUAUGAGGACUGUCCCGAUGUGGAGAAGAGGGUGGAGGACUUUGUGGAGUCCAUCUUCAUUGUGCUUGAGUCCAAGAGGCUGGAUAGAGCCACAGACAAGUCUGGGGAUAAGAUACCACUGCUUUGUGUUCCCUUUGAGAAGAGAGACUUUGUGGGGCUGGACACUGAUAGCAGGCACUAUAAGAAGCGUUGCCAGGGCCGUAUGAGGAAGCACGUUGGGGACCUGUGUUUGCAGGCAGGCAUGUUGCAGGAUGCCCUGGUUCACUAUCACAUGGCAGUGGAGCUGCUCCGCUCUGUCAAUGAUUUCCUGUGGCUCGGGGCUGCGUUAGAGGGCUUGUGUUCAGCCUCUGUUAUCUUCCACUACCCUGGAGGAACAGCAGGGAAGGCUUCUGGACGCGAACCCAGCCUGGCACAUGGCCAGGGCCAAGCAGCCGACGCAGGCAAGAGACACCGGCCAGGGGCGCAGGAGGUACUCAUAGACCCAGGUGCACUCACAGCCAAUGGGAUCAGUGCAGACACCAGCAGUGAAAUCGGUCGGGCCAAGAACUGCCUGGGUCCUGAAGACAUCAUAGAGAAAUACAAGGAGGCCAUCUCCUACUAUGGCAAGUAUAAGAAUGCAGGUGUGAUAGAGCUGGAGGCGUGUGUGAAGGCAGUCAGGGUGCUAGCCAUUCAGAAGAGGGCUAUGGAGGCCUCAGAGUUCCUCCAGAAUGCUGUCUACAUCAACCUGGGACAGCUGUCUGAGGAAGAGAAGAUCCAGCGGUACAGCAUUCUCUCUGAGCUCUACCACCUGAUUGGUUUCCACCGUAAGUCAGCCUUCUUCAAGCGGGUAGCAGCCAUGCAGUGUGUGGCCCCCACCAUCCCAGAGCCUGGCUGGAGGGCCUGCUACAAGCUGCUGCUGGAGACCCUGCCUGGAUACAGCCUCUGCCUCGACCCCAAAGACUUCAGCAAAGGUUCCCACCGUGGCUGGGCAGCGGUACAGGUGCGUCUGCUCCAUGAGCUGGUGUACGCAUCACGUCGUAUGGGAAACCCCGGCCUGUCUGUCCGCCACCUCUCCUUUCUUCUCCAGACCAUGCUGGACUUGCUCUCAGACCAAGAGAAGAAGGAGGUGACUCAGAGUCUGGAGAACUACACGUCUAAAUGUCCUGGAGGAAUGGAGGUUCUCACCCUCCCUGAUGGACUCAAACUGCCCCCAGUACCGUUAAGCAAGCUACCCAUCGUCAGAUCAGUGAAACUGCUAGAUCUGCCUGUCAGCCUGCGUCCCCACAAGCAGAAAGGCCUUCUGGAAAACAACAUGUCCUCCAAGAGUCCCUUCAUCUACUCUCCCAUCAUCAUGCACACCAGAGGAGAGGAGCGCACCAAGAAGAUAGAGUUCCGGUGGGUCCAGGGAGAUGUGUGUGAGGUCCAGCUGAUGGUCUACAACCCCAUGCCCUUUGAACUCCGCGUGGAGCACAUGGGUUUGCUGACGUCGGGCGUGGAGUUUGAGGCCCUGCCUGCUGCCCUGUCUCUCCCUGCGGAGUCUGGGCUCUACCCCGUCACCCUGGUGGGGGUCCCACGCACCGCCGGCAACAUCAACGUCAACGGCUACCACACGUCAGUGUUUGGUGUGACCAGUGACUGUCUGCUGGACGGUCUACCCAGUGUGAGGACCAGUGGCUGUGUGGUGGAGGUCAUUCCAUCAUUACCCCGUCUCCAGCUCAGCACCUCUCUACCACGGUCAGCCCACCCCUUCCGGCCCUCUAAAGAGGAGUUGUCCAGCAGUGUGUCUGUCCAGCUCUUUAACGGAGAGACCCAGCAGCUGACCAUCACUCUGGAGAACAUCGGCUCUGAAGACCUGGAGACACUGGAGGUCACCUCCAAGACCUGCAAUACUAAAGAGAAGUUGUUUGGAGAGUUCCUGAGCUGGGACCUAGAGGAGGCUGUGUCUCAGCUGCCUCUGAAGCCAGGCCAGUCUGUCACCCUCACUGUUAACGUCAAAGUCAGACUGGACUUCUCUGGAGGAGAGAACCUGCUACAGGACCUCAACGACGAUGGGAUCAGUGUGACAGGCCCUCCCAUCUCCAGCCCCCUGAGACAAGUCCUCAAACCCCGGGCCGAGACCAAGCCCCUGGGCAGCGAGUCCAGCAAGACAGACUACAACCACGUCAAGACGUUGGAAGCUGUGAUGACCUUUAAGUACUCGGGGGGAGCAGGCAAGGUGGAGGGCUACUAUCGGGACCUGUCCUUGGGAGUGCAUGUUGACGUAGAACCCUCUGUGUUCUUCACCAGAGUCAGCACACUACCGGCCACCAGAACCCGUCAGUGCCACCUGCUGCUGGACGUGUUCAACUCAACAGAACAUGAGUUGAUGGUCAGCGCUAACAACAACCAGGACCUGGUGCUGCACCCCUCAGAGUGUCAGAGGAUGGCGAUCCAGGUGGCUAAGUUCGACUUUCACACGUUGCCCCAGCCGGACCAGGAGGCCGUGCGCUACACCAACCCCAAACUACUGGAGGAGGAGAGGCUUCACGCCCAGGCCUCCAUGAUCAGCAGCACCCUGGGCAUCACCUGGAACAUCCCUUCUGCGUGUCGCCAGGGAGAGGCCAGUGUGGAGGGAGUUCUCAACCAGUUGGUCCUCGAGCACCUGCAGCUGCCACCUCUACAGUGGGACGUGGUGGUGAACGGAAAACCGUGUGACUGUGACAUCAUCGCUGACUGUAAGGUGGGCGACGCUGUGCCAUUGGAGGUGAAACUGACCAAUCGUAGUAAGAAUGAGGUCGGACCGUUCGCCCUGACUGUGGUUCCCUUCCAGGACUACCAGAACGGAGUUCAGAACUAUGACCUGCACGACGCAGUCACCUUCAUAGGAUCUAACACCUUCAACAUAGACACGGUGAAGCCCACAGAGAACUCUGUGUGUAUGGGAGCCCUCCUGUUCCUCUACUCUGGAGACUUCUACCUCAACAUCAAGUUCCAGGAUGACAGUGCUGGCCAGGGCAAGGAACUGCCCCCAUCCUGGUUCGGCCUGCCCAGUGUGCACAUCAAAGCCCUGGAGGCGCCUAUUGAGGCUGGGGCAUAGAGCCUGGCACUCUUUACAUGAAUAUCAAAUGUAUUUUUCCAGAUUUCUUGCCUCAUUCUCCUCGGAAAAUAUAGGUUUGCCCACUUCCUGAACCUCACUGAAGGCAUGGAUGGAUGGGUAGAUGGAUGGAUGGGUAGAUGGAUGGAUGGGUAGAUGGAUGGAUGGGUAUAUGGAUGGAUGGGUAGAUGGAUGGAUGGGUAGAUGGAUGGAUGGGUAGAUAGAUGGAUGGGUAGAUGGAUGGAUGGGUAGAUAGAUGGAUGGGUAGAUGGAGCACUUGAGGAGAGUACAGUGGGAUGAGGACACAACGGACUAAAUAUUCUAGCGGUUCGCUGAUGUCACUCAAUAAUUUGCAGUAACUCGGUUUGAGGUAUUUUUGUGUACUCUAUGUUAAAGCAUGAAGGAUACAGUAGGUCUUACUGGAUUUGGAAAUCACCUUUUGAAUCAUUUUAUGAAUUUCAGCACCAUGAAAUCAGUCAUCGAAAUGUAUCAGCCAUGAUGAAGGUUUUGUGGAAAGAUCAUAAGGUCACCUCUUUUCUGCUUUUCACUCAACUUACCAGGGAUGUAGAGCAUCAUAACAUCCUGUUGGGCUCCAAAUGGCAAUGGUGGAAAAGUACCCACAUGUCAUACUGUAGUAAAAGUAAAGAUACCUUAAUAGAAAAUGACUCGAGUAUUAAAAGUAAAUGUGAUUCCUAAAAUAUACUUAAGUAUUGAUAGUAUAAAUCAUUUAACAAUCUCUAUAUUACAAACCAGACGGCACCAUUUUCUUUCCAGACGGCACCAUUUUCUUUCCAGACGGCACCAUUUUUCCGACAUCAUUUACAAACAAAGCAUUUGUGUUUAGUGAGUCUGCAGAUCAGAGGCAGUAGGGAUGACCAGGGAUGUUCUCUUUAUAAGUGCGUGAUUUUUGCCAUUUUUCUGUCCUGCUUAAGCAUUCAAAAUGUAACGAGUACUUUUAAGGUGUAAGAGAAAAUGUAUAGAGUAAAGUAAAAGUAAAAGUUGUCAAAUAUAAAUAGUUAAGUACAGAUAUCCCCAAAACUACUUAAGUAGUACUUUAAACUUUUUUUUUACUUAAGUACUUUACACCACUGCCAAAUGGAAGUUCUUUGUUAUUAUGUGUCCAAUCCUUCCCUCUCAACAAUCUGAGCAGCAGAGUAGAGAUACUCUCAUGUGAACAUGAUUAUCAAGCAGCAUCUUCCUGGGUAUAUGAUUCUGUCUGUAAAUGAUAUAAUAUAUUAUGAGAAGCACAGUGUAUGACUCUACCACAUGAAUCCACAAUCACCUCUAUCGAUUUGUGGUUUCUGCUUUAGCAAUUAGCUUUAUUCGCUGUUGUCUUUCUACUCUCUGCGUGACUGUAAACAUGGAUUUUUACCUCUGAGCUUGUAUAUUUGGGCCUCUGUAUCUCCCUGUCUAUAAAAUCCUACAAUACAUGUAAAUAAAUGUUGAGUUGAGCCAA